GCAUCUAUAACUAAAUCUACGGCCGUCCAGACUUUCUCACAUUCGUUCGUACAGGACCGGUUUAUAAGUCGCAGCAGAGAGCCCUUCAUUCCCAUAGUUUAUUUUGACAGACCCCUUCCACCGAAUACGUUCCUCGCAACUCCAUUGAACAGCAGCCAGCCAAUGGCGGACAUAAUAAAUCCAGGAUCGCAAGCAACACCACCAAAGACGCUUUUCAUCCACAAGGCCCAAGCAGCCGCAGGAGCAGCCGCAAGCUCUUCGUCAUCCUCUCCAGAGUCAAAAGAUGAUUCCUCGACGACAACGCCUCCCGCUGGCGUCGGCGUCGUGCUAGAUAAAGACGGAAAGCCAUGCCGUCUCUGCACCUCCGCUGCAUCCUGGCGCAACCUCACAAAACAGGCCAAAAUGCAAGGUCCCGCCGCUGCCGCCACACCUACUUCAAAAUCAGGCCCCCUCGAGGAAGCCAACGCUCAGCCCUCUGCGCGUCCGGAGUGCCCCCCCGACGUUGAGGAGCUUGGCCGCUCCACCUGGACCUUCCUGCACUCACUCACGGCGGCGUAUCCUACACAAGCAUCGACAGAACAACAGGCGGAAAUGCGGACGUUCCUGAAGCUCUUCUCGCGGUUAUAUCCGUGCUGGGUGUGUGCGGAUGACCUUCGCACUUGGAUGGCGGAGCCGAGUGGUAAGAAUGCGCCGCGCCUGGGUGGGAGAUCGGACUUUGGGACGUGGAUGUGUCAGGCGCAUAACGAGGUGAAUCGGAAGCUCGGGAAAAAGGAGUUUGAUUGUCGGUUUUGGGAGGAGAGGUGGAGGACUGGUUGGAAGGAUGGAAGGUGUGAUUAGGAAAUGACGAACUUUCUUUCUUCCCAUGGUUUUGCUCACUGGGGGAUUGGGGAGCUUGUGUAAUUUUAUGAUAUCGAUGGGAUAAGAUAGGGUAGUAUAGAUGGCUACUACAGCUUGUAUAUAUAUAUAUGAAUAGACUAGAACAUCUCCACACGGAAC
Molecule: messenger RNA, 996 nt
Organism: Aspergillus ochraceoroseus IBT 24754
Lineage: Eukaryota; Fungi; Ascomycota; Eurotiomycetes; Eurotiales; Aspergillaceae
Product: flavin-linked sulfhydryl oxidase
Exons: 2
Coding region: 163-837 (224 amino acids)
Cellular component (GO): mitochondrion
Molecular function (GO): flavin adenine dinucleotide binding; flavin-dependent sulfhydryl oxidase activity
Source: RefSeq, a predicted model, not a curated record